Medioppia subpectinata is the source of this 2709-nucleotide messenger RNA. NCBI's taxonomy places the organism in Eukaryota, Metazoa, Arthropoda, Arachnida, Sarcoptiformes, Oppiidae. The record is from the annotation of a GenBank genome assembly.
UGCAAAAGUAGCCAAUUCUUGACACCCUUUGAAUGACUUUUGUUUGAGUCGCGAGAGGGAGAGACAGACAUAUUUGGGUUAAGGAUAGAGUGGUUACAAUGGUUACAUACGUUGAAGACGUCAUCGGAGUUAUGAGAAAAAAGUCAUUUACACCUCAAAUACAGUGGAUGUGAGUUAUGAUUGUUGUCGAAGAGAUUGCGUGGUCUCUGAUGGCAGUAGUUCUGCGAUUGUCUCCACUCUUACACUGUUUGAAAAGUUUUACUUUUGUUUUGCUUUUAGUAGUCAUUCAAUAGGUAUUGAAUGGCAAAGGAAUCGCCCUUUUAUUCAAUACAUUUAUAACUCUUUUAAUAAUAUUAUUAAUAAUUUUGAUUAAAACUUAAUGCAAGAGUCAAUACAUUUGUAACGAAAGCAUUGGUGACAAUAUUUUGCAAACAAUGAUCAAUAGAUAAUGUUUUUAGUGUCGAUCAGAUCAUUGGUCUCAUCGAUGUCCACAUGUGAACAAUGGCCACAACUAGUGAUUCACCAAUUCUUGUGAAUUCUCAUCCAAUUUGUCAUUCAUUUCAUCAUUUGUUCAAAAUUUGUAUAUUUUUUAUUUGUUUUCUUCAUUCGUGUCAUUCAUAUAAUGAUCCAUUAAAUGAAUUCUCAAGACAUGAAAUUGUUUUUCCAAAAUUGUUUCCGUCUUCUAAUCGCAAUACGAGUCCAUCAGAGAUUAAAAAUUUAGAAAACGAUGGAUUGAAAAUUGAAUUUAAAGCUUUCGAUAAAUUAUUUGAAUUGCAAUUACGGAGCAAUUUAGGACUCAUUGCAAAAAAUUAUUUUGAAAAACACCGUCAAAAUGGCAUCAAAUCAAUGCCUCAGUUAACAAAUUCAGACAACUGUCACUUUACGGGACAUUUAGUUAACCAAAGUAACAAUACAUGGGCUGCUGUUUCCACAUGUGAUCAGAUAAUAAGUGGUGUGUUUAGCGAUGGGACCGAUGUAUAUCAUAUCCAUCCUAAAGAGAACAGUCAAUCGGUGAUUAUAUUUAGAGACAGCGACAGAUCUUCCCUCUCAUCCUUCAAAUGCGGUUUCACUAAUGAUUCGAUUAUUAAUUUGAUGUCCAACCGAAUCCGUCAAAAGAGAGCCGUAUCUGAUCCGUACGAGAGUAACGGUGUCUCUCGUUUUGUUGAAUUAGUUAUUGUUAAUGAUUACGAUGUGUUCACACAAAACAAGAAGAAUAAGACAAUUGUUUUUGACAGAAGUAAACGAAUCGCAAAUAUAGUUAACGCUCUUUACAAUCAAUUGAAUAUAUUUGUGGUUUUGGUGGGAGUUGUGAUUUGGACCGAAAUGAAUGAGAUUACUCUAUCCACUGAUGGCGACCAAACACUGACCAACUUUUUACACUACAGAAGAGAGCGCCUCAUACCUAUCCAUCCCAAUGAUAACGCACAACUCAUCACUGGAUCUUCUUUUGAUGGCGGAGUUGUUGGUAAAGCUCUUAAAGGGUCCAUUUGUACUUUUGAAUACUCUGGUGGAGUGAAUACAGAUCACAGUCAAGUAACAAGUCUUGUGGCGACAACAGUGGCUCACGAGUUGGGCCACAACUUCGGGAUGGAACACGACUCAGACAAGUGUCGGUGCGCUGACGACAAGUGCAUUAUGGCUCCGUCUUCGAGUACUGUUAGUCCAAAACAUUGGUCUUCAUGUUCUGUGGAAUAUUUGGAGCACUCACUCAAACAGGGAAUGGAUCACUGCCUUCAUAAUAAGCCGCGGCAAUUGGUUGGACCCGUUUGUGGCAAUGGCUUCCUGGAGAAGGGCGAAGAGUGUGACUGCGGUCUGAAGAGUACAUGUGAUAAUAAGUGCUGUAAUGCGACCACUUUACAGGACGGAACCGAAUGUAUCGAAGGCUUUGCUUUCUGUUAUGGCGGCAAAUGUGAUACCCGUGAGAGUCAGUGCCGACUCUUGUGGGGAAAGAGUGGAGAAGUUUCCGAUUAUAAGUGUUACCAACAGAACACAAAAGGCAAUGCAAACGGAAAUUGCGGUUAUUUUAAGCAAAACCAAACAUUCAUUAGUUGUAAACCUUCUGAUGUGAUCUGCGGUCGACUUCAUUGCUUCCAUCAAAGCGAACAAUUGAAAUACGGCACCGAAAGCGCAGCCAUAUUAGCAAGGUCAUUCAUUCCCAACCGGGGCAAAAUACUCGCCUGUCGGUCAGCCAUGAUUGACCUCGGAUUAGACACUAUUGACCCGGGAUUAGUGCCUAACGGUGCCAAAUGUGGGACCAAUUCAAUGUGUGUCAAUCAGAAAUGUGUUUCAGUUAAAGCAUUUCUCGACAACAAUGCGUGCGAUAAUAAUUGUAAUAAAAAUGGUUUGUGUGAUAAUCGCGGUCAAUGUCACUGUUAUCCGGGAUACGCGCCGCCCAAUUGCGCCCAUUCCAUAGCCGGCGGUUAUUUCCUCACAAUCGCUAUGUAUAUCAUAUUUUUGGUUGUCUUGCCGUUGACUGCGAUCACAGCCUUUUUGAUAUACAAUUAUAACGAUUCCAUCAAAAACUGGUGGUUUAUAAAAGCGAGAAAGUCUGCCAUCAAAUCGCGAGCUAAACAAAUAUCUCAUCGAAAGCCUCCCAGACUUCCCGUUAAUUUCAACGCCGAGUCUCUGGAGAUCUCGAGUCCCAUAUCACUGGAAAUGGAGUCCACGAACUCAACAAAUUCACCCAUCAAUUCAGCUUCUAAUCCGAGA